AUGGACAGAGCAGAAAGCUAUCUAGCACUCGACGGAUAUCUACUUGAGCGCAAAGAAAAUGGAGAAUAUAAAGUCGCGUCAUGGCAGAGAGUUAAACGACGCAUGUCCAAACAACAACAAGAUCGGUUCAAGAACUACGAAUUCAUAGAAGUUGAAAGAUACAAAGAUUAUGACACGGAUCUUUUCCCAUGUAAUUCUGGAGCUCUAUUUGAGUUGGUAGCGAACGAGAUCCACUUCUUUUACGUCGAUCCUGCUAGUAACGUGAAGAAGGUUACCACCACUAGAACAAAGUCUCAACUUUCUAAAAGUGCGGUACGCGAGAACGUUGUGCCUAUUGUAUUCAAAGGAAACAAGAAAAAGUACCUCUAUCUGGAGUAUGACGACGCUGAAGUCAGCCGUCAGCUGGGAGAGGAGAGGUGGAGCCUUAAAGUUGAAGAGGAGAGCCAGGAACUCAUGCUCGCAACUGAGCGGUGUAACAACGUGGUGUACAAACAUCUUGGUGCAGACCUGCUUGUGUUUUGCGAGAGGGAUUUGCAAGCACUACGUCGUUUCCACGCAUUCAGAGGUGAGUACAACGCCACAUGCAAGCGUGUGUGCCACGCUGUGUACAAAAUGUCAAGAGAUCGCAAAAUGCUGCGCUAUAGAGCAACAAGGACUUUUCGAAGGCCUCAGGCAGGCGAGUCACUUCUCAAGACGCUGCUAGGAAAAAAGCAUCAACACAUAUUCACUCUACUUUGCGCCUUUUCUCUAUAUGAUUCUCAACAUUAGAGAAUUUCCUCUUUUAAUGGGGUGUUUUGACGACGAGGAAGACGUGUACGACGAAGUCGAGCUUCGGGAUGAUCUUUCGGGCGAGGUUAGAGUCGAACAAAUCUCGCGUAUUUUCAGCAGGAUGCUAAAGGAUGAAGACGGACUGGGUGCAGUUUUGGAAGUCAUAGUGCGACUCACAGCGUUUGACGUCGGAGCAGAGGUGAGAAGAAGUGAGCAAGAAGAGGAUGAAGGUGAAGAUGAAAUAUCCGAGGAUGAGAGCGCUGAGGGUACACAGAGAUCAAAUUCAAACUUGUGUCACCCCGCACUACAGCCCGCUCGGAGGGUGAGGAGGCUUUUAAGACGGAAUCAAGUUUUUUGUGUGUAUGCUGUGCUCUGCACCAAGUGGAAUUUGCCCGGCGGAUUCAAACCUAAGUGGGAACACCUAGAAAGCGCUUCAUCGUAGAAAGUGCUUGUCAACCUAAAUCUCGAAAAAUGGCAUUUUGCGAAGCUAAACAUGUCAGCUUUACAAUGUUUUGCAAAGCUAGACAAUAAGAAUGUGGGUUUUCGCAAACCUAACAUGUUUAGGUUUGCAAGAGAGCAUGUGACCUGUUAUACCCAAAUAGGAAAUGUGAUGACCGCCUAUUUAGGUAGUUUUGCUGGGGUUGCAUGCCGAGCCCUCAGGAUGUUGGAGGGAUGGUUUUGGAAGAUCGAAGUCUAACUGUUUCCGAGAACAAGGUAAAGAAUCGCCGGUCACCGCUGAUUUGAUUCCUGAGUAUGCAAAGAAACGACUGCUGCCACUAAGCGGGAAAGCACUUGCUGCUCUUCAAGAGAUUAACCAGGGCCACCCCCCAGUAUGUGCUUUACUUUCUGGCCGUACUGCGACAAAUGCAGAUACAUUUACUGGGUCCGCAGUGCGACAAUUUUACUCCGGCGCGCUGGAAGUUUGUGGAGGGAAUGGGAAUGGAUCAGAACCCUUCAGCUCAGGAAGUCACUUUCAGAGCUCUGUGUCGAUAUGUUUUUCUCAACACUGGUAAGGGACAAAUGGUUGCGUUCAGAGCGUUUGAUAAGUAUCUACGUCGCAAGUACCCAACGACAUUCAGUUGCAAGCUAAGCUUCCAGCAAUUACGCCAGGGUAUGGUUGCAAUAUCAAGAACGUACGUGAACAAGAAUGUGACCACGGACCUGUACGAAUCGAUGGUACAAGAGAUUAUGUUUGGCCAUGCACCAAGUGGAAUUUGCCCGGCGGAUUCAAACCUAAGUGGGAACACCUAGAAGGCGCUGCAUCGUAGAAAGUGCUUGUCAACCUAAAUCUCGAAAAAUGGCAUUUUGCGAAGCUAAACAUGUCAGUCUUUACAAUGUUUUGCAAAGC
Lachancea fermentati is the source of this 2116-nucleotide messenger RNA. The record is from the annotation of a GenBank genome assembly. Lineage: Eukaryota; Fungi; Ascomycota; Saccharomycetes; Saccharomycetales; Saccharomycetaceae.